UCUUCUUCUUCCUUUUUAGCUUUUUGUUUUUGGGUUCUUCAUCUUCUUCAAACCCAGUAACUACAAACCCUAAAAGACUUGUAAAGUUUCUUCAUUUUUGAUUGUUUUGUUGUGUUCAUCUGAGUUUGGAAGAUACAUAGAAAGAGUUUGAUUUUGGGUUUUUUUUUUUGUAAAGUUUCCACCUUUUUCUCAGAUUCUCUAUGAUUUGAGACUUUAUUCUUCAAUUUCCAGCUUCUGGGUGCUGAGUUCGAAUGGAGUAGAUUUGCUUAAUUUGGAUCUGAAGAAUUCAUUUGAUUACGGAAGCAGUGUGUUUGGUUGGGUCUUAGAAUGUUCGAUACGGAAUCUCAUCACUCAGAUUCAGCUCUUUUCGACAUCUGUUUCGUGGAAAUUACGGCUCUGAAGCUUAUCAUUGGUCAGGAAGAAGACGUUUCUACUUCAUUGUGCGUUGGUGACAUCUUUGCUCGGACACAGAGCUGAGUGUUUUGUUUAUAACAGUUUUUAUUCAACGCGUCAAAGUUUUGUUCUUUGCUUUUGUUGAUUGUGUGGAGUUGUGAUUUGUGGGGAGUAUGGUACCAUCAGAGCCACCUAAUCCUGUUGGUAGUGGUGAAAGUGUUCCGCCUUCUAUCUUAGGAGGACAAGGAGGAGGAGCUCCUCUUCCUUCUCAACCAGCAUUUCCCUCUCUUGUUUCUCCGCGUAAUCAGUUUGGUAACAAUAUGAGUAUGAGUAUGCUUGGGAAUGCACCAAACAUAUCUUCCCUUCUCAAUAAUCAGUCUUUUGUAAAUGGUAUUCCCGGUUCUGUGAUUUCUAUGGAUACAAGUGGGGCUGAGUCAGACCCGUUGUCUAGUGUCGGGUUUAGUGGGUUGUCGUCUUUUAAUGCGUCGAGUAUGGUGUCCCCGCGCUCAUCAGGUCAAGUUCAGGGUCAGCAAUUCUCGAAUGUUUCGUCUAACCAGUUGUUGGCCGAGCAACAACGGAAUAAGAAAUUGGAGCCUCAGAAUUUUCAACAUGGUCAGCAGCAGUCAAUGCAACAGCAGCAGCAGCAGCAGUUUCCAACUGUGCGUGGAGGUGGCUUAGCAGGUGUUGGACCUGUCAAGUUGGAACCUGGUCAGGUUUCUAACGAUCAGCAGCAUGGUCAAGGACAACAGCCACAGCAGAAAAUGUUGAGAAACCUAGGAUCAGUAAAGUUGGAACCGCAGCAACUUCAGGCCAUGAGAAACUUGGCCCAAGUGAAAAUGGAACCUCAACAUUCAGAGCAGUCAUUGUUUCUCCAACAACAGCAGAGGCAACAACAGCAACAACAACAACAACAAUUUCUUCAAAUGCCGGGGCAAUCUCAGCAGGCUCAAAUGAACAUAUUUCACCAGCAGAGAUUUAUGCAACUUCAACAACAGCAACUCCUGAAAUCUAUGCCUCAACAGCGUCCUCAGUUACCACAGCAGUUCCAACAGCAGAAUUUACCUCUGCGGCCACCUAUGAAACCAGUGUAUGAGCCUGGCAUGGGUGCUCAGCGACUUACACAGUAUAUGUACCGACAACAACAUAGGCCUGAAGACAAUAAUAUCGAGUUCUGGAGAAAAUUUGUAGCUGAGUACUUUGCUCCCAAUGCAAAAAAGAGAUGGUGCGUCUCAAUGUAUGGCAGUGGCCGCCAAACAACUGGUGUUUUCCCUCAGGAUGUGUGGCACUGUGAGAUAUGUAACCGAAAGCCUGGACGUGGUUUUGAGGCAACCGCCGAAGUCCUCCCACGGCUUUUUAAGAUAAAGUAUGAAAGUGGCACUUUGGAAGAACUUUUAUAUGUCGAUAUGCCAAGGGAAUCUCAGAAUUCAUCUGGUCAAAUUGUGUUGGAGUACGCAAAAGCAACACAAGAGAGUGUAUUUGAGCAUCUUCGAGUUGUUCGUGAUGGCCAACUUCGAAUAGUAUUCUCUCCAGAUCUUAAGAUAUUCUCGUGGGAAUUUUGUGCUCGGCGGCAUGAAGAGCUGAUUCCAAAAAGGCUUUUGAUACCGCAGGUUAGUCAGCUUGGAUUGGCAGCUCAAAAAUAUCAACAAGCCGCUCAAAGUGCAACAACAGAUUCUGCUCUUCCGGAGUUACAAAAUAAUUGCAACAUGUUUGUUGCAUCUGCUAGACAAUUAGCAAAGGCCCUGGAAGUACCACUUGUGAAUGAUUUGGGAUACACAAAGAGAUAUGUUCGGUGUUUGCAGAUCUCGGAGGUGGUAAAUAGUAUGAAGGACUUGAUAGAUUAUAGCAGAGAAACAAGAACAGGACCAAUUGAGAGUUUAGCCAAGUUUCCUCGGAGAACAGGCCCUUCAUCUGCCUUGCCUGGUCCUUCUCCUCAGCAACCCAGUGAACAACUAAGGCAGCAACAGCAGCAACAACAACAGCAACAGCAGCAGCAGCAGCAGCAACAACAACAGCAACAGCAACAGCAACAACAACAACAACAGCAAACAGUUUCCCAGAAUACAAACAGUGAACAGAGUACUAGGCAGGGGGCACUAAUGCAGGGUAAUCCCAGCAAUGGUGUAAAUUACGCCUUUAAUGCAGCUUCUGCAUCCACCUCCACCAACAGCAUUGCAGGGCUCAUCCACCAGAAUUCAAUGAAGGCAAGACAUCAGAGUUCUGCUUACAAUCCCCCAAACAGUCCCUAUGGAGGAAACUCUGUUCAGAUGGCGUCACCUAGUUCCUCAGGUACCAUGGUGCCAUCAUCGCAGCAACAACACAACCUACCAACAUUUCAGUCUCCAACAUCCUCAUCUAAUAACAAUAAUCCCUCUCAAAACGGGAUACCAUCUGGUAAUCACAUGGGUUCGACAAACUCACCAGCAAUGCAACAGGCGGGUGAGGUUGAUGGAAACGAAUCUAGCUCGGUGCAGAAGAUACUGAAUGAGAUCCUGAUGAACAACCAAGCUCAUAAUAGCUCAGGAGGAAGCAUGGGUGGGCAUGGGUCUUUCGGGAAUGAUGGGAAGGCAGCUAAUGUAAAUAGCUCUGGUGUUCUGAUGAUGAAUGGCCAAGUGAACAACAGCAACCCAAGUAUUGGAGGUGCUGGUGGGUUUGGUGGUGGGAUGGGUCAGUCCAUGACAGCUAAUGGAAUGAAUAAUAUAAACGGUAACAAUAGUCUCAUGAACGGAAGAGUUGGGAUGAUGGUACGGGAUCCAAACUCGCAACAGGAUCUGGGAAACCAGCUCUUAGGAGCAGUGAACGGUUUCAGCAAUUUUCCGUGUGAUUGGAACGCGUAAGAUAAAGACGAAGAAGAACAAAAAGAAGACUUUGAAUCGGGUAAUGUUUUGCUUGUGCAGCAUCACACAACUCAACUCAGGAUAUAAAAAGGAUAGGCCAUAAGCCGCGAUAUUGUGCUUAAGAAAGGAAAGAGUCAAAUCUUGUACCAACAACUGGUUUCUAGGUCACCUCUACAAUCACCAUACCAUCUCUUGAGUUGCUAUUUCUUUUUUUUUUUUUUUAAUCUUGGGGAGUUUUUCUUAUGCUUUAUAGUUUAUAAUGUACAUCUUUCUAUGGGUGUGUUCCUUAGGGCACAUCAUCAGGGAGGCAAUGAUCAAGCUCUAUCCUUCAUUUAUCUCUCUUCCAUUGUGUUAACCAAAA
Molecule: messenger RNA, 3588 nt
Organism: Capsella rubella
Lineage: Eukaryota; Viridiplantae; Streptophyta; Magnoliopsida; Brassicales; Brassicaceae
Product: transcriptional corepressor SEUSS
Exons: 10
Coding region: 567-3227 (886 amino acids)
Biological process (GO): negative regulation of transcription by RNA polymerase II; positive regulation of transcription by RNA polymerase II
Cellular component (GO): nucleus; transcription regulator complex
Source: RefSeq, a predicted model, not a curated record